UCACACAUUCUCAGCAACUAAACAUUUCAUACUUCCUCUUUGUUCUCCAUUCAGGUUUUUGAGUUUCAACUAUGGAACCAAGUUGUGUUCAGUUUCUUGAGAAUAAGACAGUUCUCGUCACUGGCGCAUCCGGUUUUCUUGCUAAAGUUUUCGUGGAGCGAGUUCUGAGAUUGCAACCAAAGGUGAGGAGGCUUUACCUCCUCGUAAGAGCAUCCGACAACAAGGCCGCGAAGCAACGGUUACACAGUGAGGUUUUCGAGAAAGAUUUAUUUAGGGUGUUGAGAAAGAAUGUUGGUGAUGAAUGUCUAAACGCUUUAAUAUCGGAGAAAGUUGUUCCUAUUCCGGGUGACAUAUCACUAAACAAUAUGGGAGUGAUCAGAGAUUCUAAUCUCUUACAAGAUAUGAUGCAAGAGAUCGACAUCAUUGUGAAUUCUGCUGCCACCACGAGAUUCGAUGAAAGAUAUGAUGUUGCUCUUGGGAUCAACACAUUUGGACCUCUCAAUAUCCUUAACUUUGCUAAGAAGUGUGCAAAACCACAAUUGCUUCUUCAUGUAUCUACUGCCUAUGUUUGUGGGGAAAGAUCCGGACUCAUACUAGAAAAACCUUUUGCUAUGGGAGAAAGUCUAAAUGGCAAAAACAAGGUAGAUAUCGAUGCGGAAAUGUUAUUGGUAGAGCAGAAACUGAAACAACUCAAGAAACUAGGUUAUUCAGAAGAAGAAACCAAACAAGCCAUGAAAGAUCUCGGAUUGAAAAGGGCAAAACUUUAUGGAUGGCCAAACACAUAUGUCUUCACGAAAGCAAUGGGAGAAAUGCUUAUUGGCUACUGUAGAAAAUCUAUGCCUAUUGUAAUCAUACGUCCCACAAUUAUCACAAGCACUUUCUCUGACCCAUUCCCCGGCUGGAUUGAAAGUAUAAAGACCAUAGACAGUGUGAUUGUUUCAUUUAGAAAGGGACUGCUAAAGUGUUUCCUUGUUGAUGAUAUGGCAGUAUGUGAUCUUAUACCCGUCGAUAUGGUGGCAAACGCAAUGAUUGUGACCGCAGCUGAACAUUCACGUGAGUCAGGGAGUCAUACCAUAUACCAUGUCGGCUCAUCUUAUCAGAACCCGGUGAUGUAUAAACAGAUAUAUGAAAUUCUAAAUCGUUUUUUCCUGGCGAGCCCUCUGCUCGGUCGCAAUGGCUUGCCUAUUGUCCCAAACGUCAAAAUAUUUCCCACAAUGGCUAGGUUUCGUGUCUACACGAGCCUUCGUUAUAAAUUACCUUUACAGAUAUUGCGAUUACUUAGAUUAAUUUUUCCAUCGCAACUCGGGGAGAAAUAUGAAGUUCACAAUCGUAGAUUCAAUAUAGCGAUGAGAAUGGUGAAACUUUACAGGCCUUAUGUAAUCUUCAAAGGCAUAUUUGAUGAUAGAAACCUGGAAAGAUUACGAAUCAAGAAUGAAGGCACAGAGAUAGACAAAUUAAUCGGCUCCACCAAAUGCAUUGAUUGGGAAGACUACUUCAUGAAUAUACAUAUCCGUGGCCUCAUUACACACGUACUCAAGAAAUAAACUUCACAUACAAUGCAUUGAUCUGCCAGAUCGUACUGAAAUUUCGAUAGCAACCUGGUAAACUUGAGCUACGGACUUAAGAAAGAAAGCAGCUAGAGCAAGUUUUGUGGACAAGCUUGAUGCGUUAGACUACUAUUUUUUUUUUUUUUUCUGAACGCAUAAAAUAUGUAUUCAAAAUUCAACAUGUCUUUCAUAAACAUUCAGAAUAUGUCUAGACGAAUAAAAUGUCUUUCAUACUAUAAAUUAUUAGCUUAGACGAAUAAAAAAUGUCUUUCAUAAACAUUCAGAAUUUUAUGUGAUGUUUUCCUUUA
Messenger RNA from Brassica oleracea var. oleracea, 1855 nucleotides. RefSeq names its product putative fatty acyl-CoA reductase 7. Gene Ontology annotation, biological process: long-chain fatty-acyl-CoA metabolic process; suberin biosynthetic process. The record is from RefSeq and is a predicted model, not a curated record. The transcript is spliced from 11 exons. NCBI's taxonomy places the organism in Eukaryota, Viridiplantae, Streptophyta, Magnoliopsida, Brassicales, Brassicaceae. Gene Ontology annotation, molecular function: alcohol-forming very long-chain fatty acyl-CoA reductase (NADP+) activity. Gene Ontology annotation, cellular component: intracellular membrane-bounded organelle. Bases 72 to 1544 code for a protein of 490 amino acids.